CCUUGAUUGGUAUCACCAUUCUCGUUCUCUCAUGCUGGUCGGAGCAAGUGGAGCUCCUCCUCCGUCUCCAUCUCCUCCUCCUCUUUGGAAUCGAAUUGAAGCAUUCAAUUGGAACAGCGGUCUGCGAAUUCAGUGUUAUGGUUGGCUUGUGUGGUAGGAGAGAAGCACCAACUAACAAAUGGGCCAUCACUCAUGCUGCAACAAACAAAAGGUUAGGAGGGGCCUGUGGUCUCCUGAGGAGGAUGAGAAGCUCAGAAAGUACAUUUCCACCUAUGGCCAUGGUUGCUGGAGCUCUGUUCCAAGGCUAGCUGGCCUGCAAAGAUGUGGGAAAAGUUGCAGGUUGAGAUGGAUCAAUUACCUCAGGCCAGACUUGAAAAGAGGAAGCUUCUCGCACCAAGAAGAAACCCUUAUAGUUGAACUCCACAAACUGCUAGGAAACAGAUGGGCGCAGAUAGCCAAGCACCUCCCAGGGAGAACAGAUAAUGAGGUGAAGAACUUUUGGAACUCAACAAUAAAGAAAAAGCUCAUCUCUCAUGCUGUGGAUGGUCUCAACCUUAUUCCUUCUCCAGAUAGUUACUACAUUCCUGAUGGCGUAGCAACGACAAGAGGAUAUGAUGGCCAAUGCAUGGCCGGCUACGCUGUCGAGACAACAAUUGCACCUUCAAUAACACGAGCUCAUCUAUAUGGUUCCUUGUGGCCUUCAAAUCCUCAACAGUUCAAUCUUCUCGACUGUGAUCGCCAAAAUGUAAAGGACUACAGCACUCUUAACUUCUGCAGCGAAAACACCAUCAAUACACUGUUAACAGAAACCAAGUGUGCUGAUGUGAAGCUUGUGGAUGGGUACGAUCAACCGAUCGAGAUCGAAAAAUGCACUGUUCCAUUGCUUUCGGCAUCAAAUGAGAUCGAUCCGAAUGCUCACGUCAGUGCCUAUUUCCGAGCUCAGCCUUGUGUAUCUGAUCUUCUUCAAGAAUCUAUCGGUCCAGGGGAUUUCUUCGAUGUAAUCUUGGGGUCAUCUUCGUUGGCAGUUUCGGGUGAUGGCCUUUCUAUGAACCCUGGCAUUCAGCCACAUUGGGUUCCUUGAGAAUCUCUCUCAUAUUCUCUCUCAUAUUCUCUCUCUCUCUCUCUAAGAUGAUAUACAUAUAUAUAUACAUAUAUAUAAUAUAUAUAUAUAUAUGGACUGAUUGGGAAGUACAUCUAAUGUGGGCUGCAGAGUUGAAGGCCUAAGAGAAGAAUAUCACAUGGUGAGUUCCCUAUACUUGCUUCUUUUGUUGCUUCAUGUGGCCGUGAAUUCAAUUCACUGUGUGCCUCUUACAACUGGCAUUAAUUUGAUGAGUUAACAUAUGCUUGUCGACGUUGUA
Messenger RNA from Ananas comosus (pineapple), 1358 nucleotides. RefSeq names its product myb-related protein 330-like. The record is from RefSeq and is a predicted model, not a curated record. Lineage: Eukaryota; Viridiplantae; Streptophyta; Magnoliopsida; Poales; Bromeliaceae. The transcript has 5 exons. The coding region runs from base 179 to 1081 and encodes 300 amino acids.